AUGUCCUUACAACACGAGAAAGUUACAAUUGCACCGCUGGUCUUACUAUCUGCUUUAGACCAUUAUGAGCGUACACAGACAAAAGAAAACAAAAGAUGUGUUGGUGUCAUCUUGGGUGAUGCUAACAGUUCCACUAUCAGAGUCACUAAUUCCUUUGCCUUACCGUUCGAGGAAGAUGAGAAAAACCCUGACGUAUGGUUUUUAGAUCAUAAUUAUAUUGAAAACAUGAACGAAAUGUGUAAAAAAAUCAAUGCCAAGGAAAAGUUAAUUGGAUGGUAUCAUAGUGGUCCUAAAUUAAGGGCCUCUGACCUCAAGAUCAACGAACUGUUCAAAAAAUAUACUCAAAAUAAUCCGCUAUUAUUAAUUGUUGAUGUCAAACAAAAAGGUGUUGGUUUACCAACAGAUGCAUAUGUCGCCGUUGAGCAAGUUAAGGAUGAUGGUACAUCUACAGAAAAGACGUUUCUACAUUUACCAUGUACUAUUGAGGCCGAAGAAGCUGAAGAAAUUGGCGUAGAACACUUAUUGAGAGAUGUUCGUGAUCAAGCAGCAGGUGGUUUAUCCAUCAGAUUGACCAACCAAUUAAAAUCCUUGAAAGGACUACAAAGCAAACUAAAGGAUGUUGUCGGGUAUUUAGACAAAGUCAUUAACAAAGAGUUACCGAUAAACCACACUAUAUUGGGCAAGUUACAAGAUGUUUUUAAUCUUUUACCAAACCUUGGAACACCCGAUGAAGACGAAAUGAAUAUGGAGGAUCACGACAGAAUUAAGAUUUCAAACAACCUACAAAAGGCUUUAACUGUAAAGACUAACGACGAAUUAAUGAUCAUAUAUAUAAGCAAUUUGGUUAGGUCAAUUAUCGCGUUUGAUGAUUUAAUUGAAAAUAAAAUCCAGAAUAAAAAAAUUCAAGAACAAAGAGUAAAGGACAAACAAUCAAAGGUCUCUGAAGACACUGAGAAUGGUGACAAAGAAACAACUGCACCAUUGAUCCAACAAAAGAAUAAGAAAAAUUAA
This is a messenger RNA of Saccharomyces paradoxus, 1011 nucleotides long. RefSeq names its product proteasome regulatory particle lid subunit RPN8 (gene RPN8). Gene Ontology annotation, biological process: proteasome-mediated ubiquitin-dependent protein catabolic process. Gene Ontology annotation, molecular function: metallopeptidase activity; protein binding. The record is from RefSeq and is a predicted model, not a curated record. NCBI's taxonomy places the organism in Eukaryota, Fungi, Ascomycota, Saccharomycetes, Saccharomycetales, Saccharomycetaceae. Gene Ontology annotation, cellular component: proteasome regulatory particle; proteasome complex. The transcript has a single exon. The coding region runs from base 1 to 1011 and encodes 336 amino acids.